Molecule: messenger RNA, 3363 nt
Organism: Schistosoma mattheei
Lineage: Eukaryota; Metazoa; Platyhelminthes; Trematoda; Strigeidida; Schistosomatidae
Source: the annotation of a GenBank genome assembly
AAAUUAUUCAGUCCACAAAAACACCAAUUUUGCGCUUCAUUCGAAAGUGUAGGAAAGCUUAGAAAAUAUGACCAUAGAAUCUAAUAAAAUGAAAGAUGUUUUGUUGCUUCAGAUGACUUCAAAGUAUGAAGACCCACGCCUAUGGAUAGACAACUACCUAGCAAACCCAUCAGUUUCUGAAACGGAAGUUAAUCACCUGAGAUCUGUGAUGCAAAGGGAUCAAGCACUCAAGAAGGCAGAUAGCGAGAGAAUCUAUGACUUAGUUGGAUCAUUUCCUUCUAAACUACAACCUGAAAUUCUACUCAGUAAUAUGAACCAAUUGCGUAAUAAAAUCCCAGCAGUUCCUGGUAGUGGCUUUGUUUCAACUUACACGACAAUUAUUCAAUCUAAUGAUAUAAAUCCAGUUGAAGAUGAGGAUUACAUGUCACAUUUAGAAUAUAUUCACAAACGCAGAUCAUAUGCAACAUUACAGUUACGUAGAUUUACAUCCAAAUUCUCAAAGUUAUGUCCAAUCUGUUUACAUCAAUUUAAUUCAUUAACAGAAACGUAUCGAUGUAUUAAGUGUAUUCGUAAUGUUUGUCAAAAUUGUGCAUGCAAAAUAUCAUUGUCAAAUUCGAAUAUUUUAUGUAAAGAGUGUUGGGAAAUUGCGAAAUGUAUCUGUAAAACAGGUGAUUGGUUUAAUCAUUAUACUGAAACAAAAGAAACCAGUCCGUUAAAAAUUGAUGUAAGAUUUAAACCACUUCAAAAUAAUCUACGUAAGGCAAAAAGUGAAGUGAUUUCAAAACUGAAUAAUUCAUCAAAAUAUAUUGUUAACUCACCUUCUAAACCAAGUGAUGAGAAUGAGAAGACCUCAUUGAAUCAAAUGUUAAUAGAAGAAACUCAUCCAGUUAAAAGUAAAGAAAAAUCGAGAUCUAAGUCACCACAAGCUUUAAAAACUCAAAACUCGCGGGAAUAUUUAAAAUCUGGCUCUCAAAGUACAAUGGAUAAAAAAUUAUCUGGAUUCUUAGAACAAUCAACACUUUCUCGUUCUCAGUCGUGUGAUUAUUUGGGUAAAAUAAAUGACUCGUCUGAAGAUCAUGAAGAGUUCAAAAAGAAAUCUGGAAGACGAAGACGCCUAUUACGACUAAAAAGACUAUUGAAGAAGAGUAAAUCAUACAAAUCAAAUCACUAUAAAGCUUCUAAUGAAAUGGAUGAAUUAAUUCAUGGUGAAAUUGAUGUAUCAAUGGAAUAUAAUGCUCAAGAUCAACAACUUGGAGUUAGUUUAUGGGCUGCUAAUAAUUUAGCACAUGAAAAAUAUAUAAUCGGCUUACCUCAUGCUACAAUCUCAUUGCUUCCAGAUAAUGUCAAAUAUAAUCUCAAAGUAUCUGGUAACAAUAAAUGGGAUGGAAGAGAUGCAGUUUUUGAUCUUAGUGUUUGUUUUACAGUACAUAGAUGUGAUUUAAACAAGAAGAUUAUUGUGAUAAAGUUAUGGUCUAGAAAUGGUAUAAAAUCACAAUUCACCAUUGGCCAAACUGUUAUUCCUAUAAAAGAAUGUAAUCUUUUGUUUUCAGCAUGUAGAAAAUCCUUCCAAUUGAUAAGUGAAAAUAAUUCAAUCAUUACAAAUCCUAACAUAAAUACAGAUUACUACGGUGAAAUCAAACUUGCUUUACGUUUUGCAAUAUCUGAUUAUCAGAAAAAAGUGUUGUGUGUAACUGAUGAAGCUAUUGAUUUGAUUGGCGUAUUAAAUGUAUGGAUAAAGGAAGGAAAGAAUUUGCAUUCACAAAAAGCUGGUACAGAUAUAAAUUCUUACGUGACCGUGGAACUAACUGAUCCUGAACACAAAACAGAAUGUCGAAGUACUGAUCAAAUUCUACGAAGUGAUCAACCAGUCUGGAAUAGUUUACUUCAGUUUUCAGACAAACAUCUUAGUGAAUUAAUCGAAUCUACUAUGAAAAUAUUUAUUUGGAAUCGUUCAAGUAGCUUUAGUGAUCCAGAACUAUUGGGGAUCGUACAAAUUGCCAAUAAAGAAGAAUCUGAAUUAAUGGAUACGAUCAAUGAUAACAACGUAAAUGCUAAUGUAUAUCAAAGCAGUACAAUAACAAAAAGUACAUCAUUGUGGGAAUCUUUAAUAUCAAAACCUGGUGAUUGGAUAGAAGAUAAUUAUGAAUGGGAGAUAGUUACAAGUUUAGUACUGGAUUCAAUUGAAGAUGCUACAAAAUAUUUAUGGAAACAUAGAAUUAAGGUGAAUUUAGAUGGUUAUUUAGGAACUACAAUGGUUGAAGGCAUUAUUCGGACCCUGUUGAAAUUAUACAGACAUAAAAUGCCUCAGGUAAUUGAUAAAAGAAUGCGAUUACUUCAAGAAAAAUUGGAAAUGCUAAAUAAUUUUGGUGUGGUGAAUGUUGAAAAACAAACUCCAUUUUAUUUUUCCCGUGUAGGAUUUUUGCUGGAUCCGCAGCUAUGGAAUAGUUUCUAUCCGAUCACGAUACUAAACUAUUCUUUGGUACGCAAGUCAAAGUACAAAAGCGAUUCGUGGACAGAGUACAGAAGUGAUAAUUGUCUCAGAGAGUUUCUUUACAAGACAGUUGGUGAUUUCUGUGAAAUUUCAAAACAAUGCUGGAAGUCAGCUACUGAUUACAGUGAAACUGAAUAUGGUCUUACGCACCAGGUAUUUUAUUUUAUGAUUGGAAAACAGACUAAUUGUAGCGAAACAUUGGAUUAUCUUCUAAAAUUCAAUCAACCGGGAAUGAAUACUGAAAAAUAUUUGCAACAGUUAUGUACAAACGUUGCAGUUGAAGCUCAAAUUAUUGCCAGUAAAAAUUUUCCAACUGAUUUUAGGGAUCUGUUCAUGGAACAAGUUGGAUUUUGUGGUUUAGCAGGAUUUUGGCAAAUCUGUAAAAUUGAUUGGUUAAUGAAAAUUAUUUCAUGGCAAAAUAUCAUGGGUUGUUAUCAUAAAUUCGAUAAAGAAGAAAUGAAUCCAGAAAAUUUUGAUCCCAAUGUAUAUGGACAUUAUAAGCGUAGAAGACGUUCAGAACAACUUUUAUCCGAUGGUCAACAAGCGUGUCUAUCACAUAGGACAAGUGUAGCAAUGACAGCACUGAGUGGAUAUUUAAGAUAUUUAAUUGAAUUUCAUUAGAUGAUAAAAUCUAUUUUUUGUGUUCAGAAACCAUUAAACCAAUCCAGAAGAGAAUACUAGUUAUUGUUUUCUAAAUGUACAUUAACUUUGAAAAUUGUAAUUUAGUAAGAUGAACAACUAACUUUGAGUUACCGAUAUAACUUUUAUGAUCAAGUAUUGUUCGAAACCAAGAAAAAUCGAACAUCUAGGACUUUCGCAGUGCCCAUAAACAAUCAAGUCAGGGGUAGAAUUCGGAGCCCUCAGUUGAUUUA